AUGGGUCUUCUCGAGCCCGUCGUCGCCUUUGUCUCGGCCAACUUGACCUUGGUCUUGUUGAUUGGUGUCCUCGCAGUCGGCAUCAAAUACUUCAACUUGACGGAUGUGCCGCGCAUCAAAGGCAUCCCUGAAGUCCCAGGCAUUCCCAUCUUUGGCAAUCUCAUUGGUCUCGGCGACAAGCAUGCUCUGUCAUGCCAAAAGUGGGCCAAGAAGUACGGACCUGUGUUCCAAGUACGCAUGGGCAACAAGCGUAUCGUUGUGGCCAACAGCUUCAAGUCUGUGCGAGAGCUCUGGAUUACAAACCAGAGUGCGCUCAUCUCACGACCUACGCUCUACACUUUCCACACAGUCGUGUCUUCCUCGCAAGGCUUCACCAUCGGCACAUCGCCUUGGGAUGAGUCGUGCAAGCUUCGACGCAAGGUAGCCGCAACGGCCUUGAACCGACCUGCUGUGGCGUCCUACAUGCCCAUCAUCAACUUGGAGAGCUACGCUGCAAUCCGUGAUAUGUUUACAGAUGGCGCCAAUGGUAAAGAAGUGGAUCCCAAAAUCUACUUCCAGCGUUUCGCACUCAACACCUCGCUAUCUCUCAAUUAUGGUUUCCGAUGUGAAGGUGGCAUCAACGACAAGCUGCUACAUGAGAUUAUCGCCGUUGAGAAUGCCAUCUCUCGCUUCCGUUCUACAUCCAACAACUGGAUCGACUAUAUUCCUCUAUACCGCUUGGUGCCUGCACAAUUUAGGCAGUCGGCUCCUGCAGAGUUCCGCGAAAGGCGUGACAAGUACCUUGACAAACUUAUUGGCGACCUUCGCAAGCGCAUUGCAGAUGGCACCGAUAUUCCUUGCAUCACUGGCAACAUUCUCAAGGAUCCCGAAGCCAAACUCACAGAAGCUGAAGUCAAGAGUAUUUGUCUCACCAUGGUCUCUGCUGGUCUCGACACUGUCCCAGCCAACAUCAUCCAAGGCAUCGGUUACUUGUCUACAAUGGAGGGUCAAGCAGUGCAGCAGCGCCUCUACGACGAGAUCAUGUCAGUUUACCCAGAUGGCGAUGCUUGGGAGAAAUGCCUCACUGAGGAACGUGUUCCAUACGUCACUGCCUUUGUCAAAGAAGUCCUUCGCUUCUUCACGGUCAUUCAAAUCUGCCUUCCACGAAGAAGCAUCAAGGAUAUUGAGUACAAUGGCGCCACCAUUCCAGCAGGCACUUCGUUCUACAUGAAUGCCUAUGCUGCAGACUACGACGAGGAGUACUUCGAAGACCCGUACACAUUCAACCCUGAUCGUUACUUGGAACACAACAAGAAGGACAGUUUCGGUGCCGAGCAUUACUCGUAUGGCGCAGGAUCACGCAUGUGUGCCGGUUCACACCUUGCCAACCGUGAGCAAUUUGUGGCAUAUGUCCGAUUCGUCAUGGCCUUCAAAGUGACGCCUCCUUCAAAUCCCAAGGACCUGGCUAUCGUUAAUUGCCUCGAGUCAAACGCAUGCCCAACAGCCUUGGUGGCAGAAGCAAAGGACUUCAAGGUCAAGAUCGAGCCACGCAACAAGGCGGAGCUCGUCAAAUGGCUCGAAACGAGUAAAGAGCAGACUGACUUUAUGGAUGCUUGA
This is a messenger RNA of Protomyces lactucae-debilis, 1596 nucleotides long. RefSeq names its product cytochrome P450. Bases 1 to 1596 code for a protein of 531 amino acids. The record is from RefSeq and is a predicted model, not a curated record. Lineage: Eukaryota; Fungi; Ascomycota; Taphrinomycetes; Taphrinales; Protomycetaceae. Gene Ontology annotation, molecular function: oxidoreductase activity, acting on paired donors, with incorporation or reduction of molecular oxygen; monooxygenase activity; heme binding. The transcript has 2 exons.